GCUACAGGAAAGUUCCCUGACUUCCCUGAUGAAGAAGAUGGUGGAUCCAAGACUAUCUUUGCUCAGAAGACCCCAGAAGAGGUUGCUGCUGAGCUUGCAGCUAAGGAGGAGGCCAAGGAAAAAAAGAAAAAGGAAAAAGGGAAGAAAGAAAAAGAGAAGAAAAAGGAAAAAAAGGGAAAAACUAAAGCUAAAGGGAAAAAGGGGAAAGGCACCGAAGAGGAGGAAGAACCAGGCUGGAAAAUGAAGCCAAGCCAGUUCUUGCCAGACAUAGGGUCUUCACGCCACACAUAUGAAGCUGUUUGGCAAAAUCGAGAUGAGUCCUGGAAUCUUCACCAGACACAUGACUCUGAGCUCAUAAAAGAAGAAAAGAGGAAGGAAGUAGAAGAAGAGAUUAGGCUACAGGUCGAUGAGUUGAUGAGACAAGAGUUACAGAACCUGAAACUGUCUGUGGACAGAGACAAAAACAAGAAGAAAAAAGGGAAAAAAGGAGGAAAGAAAAAGAAGAAAGGGAAGAAAAGUGGUAAAAGAAAGAAAAAGAAGGAAAAAGAUCUAACUCCAGACAGGACCAUUGAUUCGUUAUACGAGGAACUGGUUACUGAAGGUCUUCUCAUAAAACCAAAGCCUGUCAAGAUGUCAGAUUUCAUAGCUGAAUACAGUUAUUUGGGCACCACCCUACGCCAGGCUGACAUUGAGCCCAUGCCAUCCCUCAGUGAUGUCAAGCAGCUGCUAGUCUUGUAUGGAGUUCUGCCUUUAGGUUGUGAAUCAGUGCAUGAGAAGGCACCAUCAGUGAAAGCCCUUCUUCUUACAGGACCAGCGGGUGUUGGAAAAAAGAUGCUGGUGAAUGCCAUCUGCAAUGAGACGGGAGCAAACUUGUUUAACUUAUCACCAGCCAAUAUUGCUGGAAAAUACCCAGGCAAGAGCGGACUGCAGAUGAUGUUGCACAUGGUGCUGAAGGUGGCCCGUCAGCUGCAGCCAUCAGUCAUAUGGAUCGAUGAUGCUGAGAAGAGUUUUUAUAAGAAAGUACCUAAGACAGAAAAGCAGUUAGAUCCCAAACGAUUAAAAAAGGACCUUCCAAAAUUUCUGAAAUCUAUAAAAGAAGAGGAUCGGAUUGUAGUUGUGGGUACUAGUCAGCGGCCAUUUGAUGCUGAAGUGAAACCUUUCUGUAAAAUAUAUAAGAAGAUUGUAUUGGUACCUAGGCCUGAUUAUGCUGCACGGCUAGUGUUGUGGAAACAGUUGAUUUCUCUACGAGUAGACAGUGCAAUGUCUCUAAACUUCAGUGCCCUAGCAAAGAUCACGGAUGGAUUCACCCCUGGUCACAUGGUGCAGGCAGUGGAUACAGUGCUUAAUGAAAGAAGGAUCAGGCAGCUUUCUCGCAAGCCCUUGGCAGCCUCAGAGUUUCUGGGUUCCUUGUCGCGACAAGAGCCAGUGUACAAGGAAGAAGAGGAAGCUUUCAAGAGCUGGUACUCCAAGACACCCCUUGGGAAGAAGAAAAGCAAAGCAAUACCAGGCACAGAGGAAGAUGCUGGAAAAGAAAAAGGGAAAAAGAAAAGUGCAAAGAAAGGAAAGAAGAAAUAG
Molecule: messenger RNA, 1575 nt
Organism: Staurois parvus
Lineage: Eukaryota; Metazoa; Chordata; Amphibia; Anura; Ranidae
Source: the annotation of a GenBank genome assembly